GGUUUUAAUUACGUUCUCAACAAUGUCGCGAGUGUCUCACACCAUUUAAAUGAACAAUUUUUAAUUACUUUUGCAAAAAAUCGCGAUUUACUUUACUGUACGCUGAUGCAAAGGUCAAAAGAACCAACAACUCACAUUUCAAUAUUCAUUCUCGGUCUAACCAUAUUACACCUCCUAUUCAUCACAAGAACGAGCGCCAAAAAUAUUCCAUACGCAAUCACGAGAGAAAAAAUAAUGGUCAAUUGACUGACAGAAAGCGAAUUCAAAAAAAAAAAAUCAAAAUAGACUAAAAAUACCUGGAACAUUUUGUCACAAUGCAUAUCCAUAACUUCUUUCUCACAUUAAUCAUAUACACGUUUACGUUUAGCAUGAGAAUGAAACCCUAUAAUGCAAACUCGAGUCAAAUAGUUUCGGAAUUUUUCUCAGAUGAACACAACUCAUUCUACAAUUUGGCAGUAGAUGAAAAUGAAGGAUGGGUGUAUGUAGGUUCACGUAACCGCCUCUAUCAAUUAUCAGCAGAUCUGAAAUCGCAUAUCAACUACACUUCAAUGGAAUUUAAUUCUUCGGUUUAUUGUGAAAACGUCUUGCUUGAACUAGAUUAUCUUAACCAACAACUAAUAGCGUGCCAUAAGUGUUAUCCCCAUGACAGAGCCCUACCGGUAUGCCGUGCACAUAAUAUCCGUAAUAUUUCAGAAAUAUUGGCAAAUGCAACUGAAUAUGAUUCAUUACCAUGGCGAUCUGUACUCUUCAUGGGUCCUAGCUUAAUACAGAACUCAUCCGCACUGUAUUCUGGCUUAAAUUUUGUAAUGGAUCCAAAAAUAACCAUUCGACACCUAGACCGAGAACGCUUGUUAUCAUAUGACAAACAAAUCAUUCUGAACUACGACCCCGGAUAUAACAGAAUAAUUUACGGCUUUAAUUCGGGAGAUUUCAGCUAUUUUCUCACCGCAGGAAUCUCGGUCAGUCAGCAAGCGAUUAAUUCAGAGGUCUCGAUAGGAGUAAACUUAAUUGAGAUAAGACAUGGAGGCCAAAACUAUCAGUUUGAUGAUAUUCCCUUAACUUGUUGUACUCAUGAGCAGAAAUUAAUAAAUGAGACCCUGGCGGAUGCAAUCUGGCUCAAAUACGCCUACUUCUACGAACACAAAUCAGACUCUGAAUUGAAAACAGAUUCACAUGAAAUAGAUGACAAAAUUUUGUUUACUGUGGCAUCCAGUUCGGUUGGUUUUAAAGUAUGCGCAUAUAAUAUGAAUAAUAUACACUCAACAAUUCAGAAACGCAGGGGGCUGAAUGGAGAAAUCAUAUAUGAACAAGUGGGGGAUACUGGUGUGAGUGCCAUGACAGUCACCUCAAUAAAUAACCACAUAGUCUUGUUCAUUGGUACAUAUGGAGGUCAUCUACUUAAGAUAUCAAUAAGACUUGAUUCAUUUCGUGCCUAUACGGCAAAAAUUGUUGCGGAUAUCACGAUUGAAAGAUUUUCAGGAAUUUAUAAUAUGCUGUUCGAUACUAAAAAGAAUUUCUUAUACGUAAGGACUUACACAAAAAUUGCCAAAAUCAAAAUACACAAUUGUGACGAAUACAACACAUCAUAUUUAUGUUUAAGUGCAAAAGAUCCUUAUUGUGGAUGGUGUGUUCAUAGUAAUAAAUGUUGCUUGAAAUCACAGUGUAAUUAUGAGCAAAAUAGCGUCAACUGGAUCUCGCAUGAAAUCGACAAAUAUGUAAACAAAUAUCCAAGUCCAAGAAAUAAAUUUUCAAGAAAAGCGGAAUGGAAUGUAACCUUCAAUCUAUUGAAUUCACACCCGUUCAAGUUCAACGAUCACAAAAUAAUAUGCUCUUUUAGAUUCAACAACAGUAUAAUAAAUACUACAACAAGCGUAAGUAAUGAAAAUCAAAUCAACUGUGUAAUACCAAGUUAUGAAGAUUUGCCUCCGACACCUUACAAUGAACAUUCCAUCAAAGCUCAGUUAUCGAUACAAACAAACCUUUUCCCGGUAUUUCAAAAAAUCGAGGUGGAGUUUUUUGAUUGUAGUACAUAUAAAUUAUGUACACAAUGUGUAAGUUCUACUCCAUGCAACUGGCAUAUAAAUGAACAGAAGUGUUCAGAUGAAGCAAUUCGAAGCUACGAUGAUACAAUACCAGGUGAUUAUUUCAAUGUAUCCGAUUUUCUAAUAACGGAGUAUGAGGGAAACAACUAUCAUACCUGCCCAAGGUUUCAUCUUAAAAACAGACACGUAUACUACAUACACGCCAAUGCCGAAAAGAAAGAAAAAUUCGCCGCACGGAUUACAAUCCCAAAAAUAUUAAUUAAUGAAUCAUUUACAUGUAGAUUUGACACUGAAGAAAACAGAACCAUCGCAUCUGCAAGCCUGCAAUAUGUGUUCCUGUUUCGUUGGGAUCUGAAUGUUCGUCAUGAGGUAGAUGGAUAUCAAGCCGACAUCAAAUGUGAUGAUACAAUAUUCACAUACACUACUCCAAAAUCUAGCAUAACUGUCAAAUGGUAUAUUUUAUGGAAUGGAUCAAAACAUCUUGAAAAUUUCUACAAUGAUAGUAUUGUGUUAUAUAAAUGCGCCAACAUGGGUAAUCAGUGCGCAAAUUGUUUAAAUACAAAUUACGAAUGCGUAUGGAAUUCAAAAACAGGGGAAUGUAAAUACAACGACAGCUCGCUUGUAGCAUCUGACAUCAAUAAUCAUUGGUUAAAUGACAGAGAAAAAUGCUCAAAUGAGCCCUUUGUUAUAGAAAACAUUAAAAAUCAAACAAAUUGGUUAACAGACAACAUCUAUUGGAUCAUUAUUAUCAUAAUUGCAGUAAUCCUUACAACAGUCGCAGUAUUCUUCAUUUAUUGUAGAAACUCCGCUGAAAAAUCGCGGAAAAUGCAACAGCAACUUAAUAAAAUGGGUAUGGAAAUGAUAGCUGUGUCACAAUGGGUAAAACGGGUAGUGAUCGAAAAUGAAAUCGAAUUAAAUGAAAAUGAAUCAAACAUGUUGGUAAGUACCUAUGUACUUUUUCACAAAUUUGCACAUGAACGGUCUACAAGCGAUUAUAUGCUGGUAUCAAAGAUGUUGAAAGACCGCCUAAAGUAUUUUUUUUAAAAAAUCGAAUCUUUGGAAAACUUUGAGCUUGCGUGGGGGGGGAUCACCAGAAAAUCCGACCUUUUUCCUAAGUCUUAAUGAGGUCAUUUGGCCAUGACUUUUUGCUAGGGGCAAUAAAAAUUCGAAAAAAGUUGAAAAAAAUCUAGGUAUGUAAUAUGGUGCUUAACUGAAUUGAUCAGUCAAAAACUAUUAAGUAUGUCAACCAGUAAGUAAUUUUAAAUAACUAAUUUUGGCAAUUCCUUUUAACUGUAUUUACAUAUCACCAAAAAGUAACCAGCAAAAAACGUACUUAUUAUGAGCUUGUAAAACGCGUACAAAAAAUUUUAAUACAGAAGAAAAUCACACAAAAAAAAACACAAAAUACCUUUGAAAAAAUUACGAAACAAAACGUUCAAAUUAAAAUCUGAUGGCUAAACUCAAUCGGAUUUUAGCAAUUUCAGCGAAAAACAGGACUUGUUGGCAAAAAGUUGAUAGCGGAAGAAUUAUACCUACACUUUUCAAUUUUUGUGAAAAUAGUAAGACCACCUUGGGCGAGUUUUUUGUGAGGGGGGGGGGAAUUUCAGUAAAAAAAGAAACUUUAUGCGGCAAUUGUAAUAAAUGACAAGACUUUUUGCUAUCUUUGGUUGAACUAUUAUGACAAUUUCAGCAAAAGUUUACAAUUUUUUGGAAGUUUUGGCAAAACAGUGAAACUUUUUAGCAAAAAAAUAAGACAUUUCCCAGCAAUUUACGGAAGAAAAUUAAAGUUUCUUGAAAUUUUAAGUAAAUAGCGAGACUUUUCAAAAACCCUGCUAAAAAUAGAAUUUUUCCAAUUCUUGGCAAAAAGCCGGACUUUUUGGCAAUUAUUGACAAAAAUUGCUUUCAUUUCAGAGAUUACCAAACGUCACUAUCCAAUACACAUCUAUUCCAAGAUUUGCUGACGAUGCAACUGCACCGAAAGACGAAUAUGAAUUACCACCCGAUGAUAAGUGGGAAAUCCCUCGAAAAAACAUCGUUCUGGGAAAAUGUUUAGGAGAAGGACAGUUUGGAAAAGUUGUCGAAGGAAAGGUUUUAGGCCUAUUACAGCAGAACGUCGUCACAACAGUAGCAGUAAAAAUGUUGAAAAAUAGCCACACUGACGCAGAUAUGGUUAAUUUAGUCACGGAGAUGCAACUGAUGAAAAUCAUCGGCAGACAUGAAAAUGUACUAAGACUACUCGGUUGUUGUACAAUCGAUGGACCUACACUUCUCAUCAUCGAAUACUCCUCGCAUGGAAAUUUACUCGAUUUCCUCCAAAAAAAUCAUCACCCCACCACAGCCCAAAAAGUUACACAAAAUGAUUUGUCUGAAGAAGUACUAAUUACGUUCGCUCUGCAAAUAGCAAAAGGCAUGGAGUACUUGGCUUCCAUUAGAUUCGUUCACCGAGACCUCGCAGCUCGAAAUAUUCUAGUAUUUGACAACCAUGUCGUGAAAAUAGCUGAUUUCGGAUUAACCAGAGAUGUUCGACAAGUUGACUACUAUAAAUUAAAAACCGGUGGUAAACUUCCAGUCAAAUGGAUGGCACCCGAAGCCUUAACGGACAGACGUCACACGUCAAAAUCCGACGUGUGGUCAUACGGGGUAUUACUUUGGGAGAUUAUGACAUUGGGUGAUGAACCUUAUCCGUUAUAUAACGAUGCAGAAAAAUUAAUGGAAGACAUCGAGUCAGGAUAUCGUUUAAAGAAGCCCGCCAACUGUUCGAUCAACAUGUACAGUCUAAUGUACAAAUGCUGGAAUUAUCUGCCCGAAGAUCGACCUCAAUUUACAAAUAUUAUUAAAGGCUUGGAUGCCGUACUGAUGAAUUGUGACAAAACUAUCGAACAACCUGAUCCUCAAAGCUCAAACCUUUCAACAGAAUCCGAUGACACAGCUGAUGAAACCAACGAUCUACAAGACGUAUAGUUAAAACUGUUGUGAAUAAUUUCAAGUUAUCUAUUUUUGUUGAAAUUAUAAAUAUACUUGUACAUAUACUAUGACAGGGUGGUGAGCAGAGAAACCAGCUCCAUUUAAAAGUGAGAUACGUUUUUGAAAUAAAAAAAUAGCUAUAGAUUAUCUUUUUUUUCUUUUUAAUAAAAAGAACCUUCAUUUUGGCCUAUUUUGAAAUGUAAAAUAUCUAUUUCAAUUCGAAUUAUUUUUUUAAAAUCAAAGAAUUUAAAUGAGCAUCCAUAUUUUCAACACAAUUGGUAAAUCAUUUUUCUAAAUUCACAAAUACUUUUUGCAAAAAUACUACUCUGUGGAAUUGCCUCAAUUUUAGUCUGAAUAUUUAAUUUAUUUCUUAAAUUAUAAAUUUUUGAAAACUUCGGCGUCGCAUCGCUCAGGCCUGUGAGUUUUUUUUAUUUUUUGAAAAUCAAACUUUCUAAAAAUCUAUUACUCACAUUCAAAAAUGUUGAAAUGAAAAAAUAAAACUCCUUCCAUAAAAAAAGACUUUUUUUACUUCUCGAAACUCAAUUUUCGAAGUAGAAAUUUCUGAAAAACCAUCAUCAAAGUUCUAAAAUUUCGAAACUAAAAAAUCCAACUCCGCCCAUGAAAAAACAUUGCUUUUUCACCCAUAUAGGUAAAUACAAAUUUUCCAAAGCUUUUGUCCUCUCUACGCUCGGGCUAAUUUGUUUCCAGUUGUUUUGCAAAAUGAAAAAUUUCAUGUGUGAGAUUUCUAAAAAUUGAACAGGAAAAACGAAUAAGAAGAUCUGCCUAUAAGUACCUAAUGCAAAUUAGUAUAAAAUUGUUGCCUCACCUUGGGUAAAUUUUCGGUUUGCAACCCCCCCCCCCCAACAAAACCUUUGGGUUCGUCCCUGCACUCGAGGUUAUACUACCUACUUAUAUAAAAGGCUGGAACCAACUAUCUAACAGCUUGUGAAAUCCAUUCCCCUCUUCUGUUACGCUGAAGAAGCUACUACAUAUUUUGAAAAGGGCACGGUUUCUCUGCUUCACCCUAUUGUAGGACGUAGGUACAUAAAUGUAAGUACAUCGAGUAAUCUUGUAAACUUUUCCCAAUCAACUGAGUACCUAAUUCAGAUUUACCUCUUUUAAAGUACACCCAGAGUUAUUGAUUCUGGUAAAUUAAAGAUGAUACGAGUAUUCAAUAAACUACUAAAUUGAUUUUUUUUUUCAAUCAUGUUAAGUAUAGGUACCUACUACGUAGUACGUAAGUUUAGUGCUUAGAACUGAGGGUAUUAACCAAACCUUGAGCUUUUUUUCUAUUUUUAUAUCUAAUGAUUAGUGCACUGUGCACGUAAGUACAUUACAUUGCUGUGUAUAUGAAAUAACUAAUAAUAAGUAAUAAAUAUUUUCUAAAUUCUUA
Messenger RNA from Planococcus citri (citrus mealybug), 6399 nucleotides. RefSeq names its product fibroblast growth factor receptor homolog 1-like. Gene Ontology annotation, molecular function: ATP binding; transmembrane receptor protein tyrosine kinase activity. The transcript has 7 exons. The record is from RefSeq and is a predicted model, not a curated record. Gene Ontology annotation, biological process: positive regulation of kinase activity; multicellular organism development; cell surface receptor protein tyrosine kinase signaling pathway. The coding region runs from base 4179 to 5003 and encodes 274 amino acids. NCBI's taxonomy places the organism in Eukaryota, Metazoa, Arthropoda, Insecta, Hemiptera, Pseudococcidae. Gene Ontology annotation, cellular component: signaling receptor complex; plasma membrane.